Messenger RNA from Fusarium vanettenii 77-13-4, 3129 nucleotides. RefSeq lists its product as uncharacterized. The record is from RefSeq and is a predicted model, not a curated record. Gene Ontology annotation, cellular component: nucleus. Bases 1 to 3129 code for a protein of 1042 amino acids. Gene Ontology annotation, biological process: regulation of DNA-templated transcription. NCBI's taxonomy places the organism in Eukaryota, Fungi, Ascomycota, Sordariomycetes, Hypocreales, Nectriaceae. The transcript is spliced from 5 exons. Gene Ontology annotation, molecular function: DNA-binding transcription factor activity, RNA polymerase II-specific; transcription cis-regulatory region binding.
AUGGUGGCAACCGGAAAGGUUGCCCUACCGGAGCACUGGACCGAGCUUAGUGCGGCCCGGAUACAGCGCAAGAGAUGUGCCGACGAUGUCGACGCCAUCAAGAAAGCAUGCCUAACGGAGUGCGGCCAGCGACACGUGGUGGAUUGUGAGAAAUGCUUCCCAAAGACCCUAGAUCGCAUGCGCGCUAGGUACUGCGAGGCUGAGGGCAGAGAGUGGUUCACGCAGCGAACGGCGUUCCUUAAUGAGCUGGACACCUUAUUCACAGACGUUAAGGACCACAAGAUCGAUCUCAGGUCUAUCGAGGACAGAAUCGAGGCGGAGAAGGAGGCCUGGUAUCGAUGGGUGCUCCGCAUGUAUCCUCAGUUUCUGUCCGCUGCCGACAGCGGUGCCGACCAGGAUGAGUUGAGGGCCAUGCUGGAUGACCCGGACAGGUCGCGCGAAGAGCUUAUUGAGAGGAUCUGGGAGGGCGUUGGCAAGGUUUCAAACUGGUCUUCCGAAGUGGACACCAUCACGCGCAAUGUCGAGGAGGACAAGAACUACGGUGCAGAUCUCAAACAGCGCUACAUCGCAUGGUUCUUUAAAGACAGAUUGACCGGGGCGCUGCUCGAGCACGCGCAAAAGUACCUCGACGCGUACGAGUCGAGCGAGUCGAUGACCAUCGAGGAGGUCAUCGACCGCAUCUCGCAGGACCGCAAGGCGAGCCUCAGCUCGCAGCCACAGAGGGAUAGCCAUAGGAGACGGUUAGAUGAGCUACGAAGGGCCAAGACGGCUUUUGAACAUAAGCAGAACAUGGCUAGGGCCCAGGCGAGCCAGACUCCCGUUGUGGCCGAGGAGCUUUACGACCUUCCGCCAUGCGCAGUUUGUGGCGGAGCGGCGGACCAGAAGAACGUUCUCUCGUGCUCACUGUGUCAAGCUGUGACGCACCUGAGUGGCCAGAAGAAGUUGACGGUGUAUUGUUCGGAGGAGUGUUUUAACAAGGGACACGAGGAACAUAUCGAGAAGGAACACGACUGUGACGCGGGAGAAAGAUGUGUGCAAAACUACGACGAAGAUACUGACAUGUCGGACGGGGAAUAUCAGGCGGUUAUUUGUAAGGACUGUGUUGAGCAGAAGGAAGCUUCACUAUUCUGCACAGAGCGGUGCGCUGCGGUGAACCUACCCCGGCACAUGGAAGAUAAGCACGGAAAGACGGUCGUGGACGAGGUCAGGAAGUUGGCGGAGCCGCUGUCGGAGCUAUUGGAGAAGAGGUUGAAGGAGAGAAUGCAUAUCACGAACUGGACCCCGGACACGCCGGAGGAGAACAAAAUUGUAGGCUCACCACCACUCCCAAAGACUCGGGAACUCAUAGUAAUGGUCUUCAGCAUCGUUGAUGGCCAUCAAUCGCAAUCUCAACCUCCUCCGCCACCAGCUCCGUCAAAGACCUUCACCAUCGACUUUGACGUUCCCUCGCUGCCAGAGGUUGACGAGAACUUUGACGCCCUGCGCGACUCACACGCUCAAAUGAUAGAUUCCAUGUUUCCAUCGGAUCAAGAGUCGGAUGCCCUCAGUGCCCCGGACUCGCCGCCUACAGGAUUCCCGACGCCUGGCUCGUCUAACAACACGCACUCUAUUCAGUCCCUACAUGCAAAGCCCCAGUUCAACCUCGACUCGGCGGCAUCCUUAUUAGCUUCGUUUCGGGGCAUGUUGGUACACUAUCCCGUUGUUUCUCUCAAGCCUGAAGAGACGGUAUCAAGUCUGGCCGCUUCUCGGCCGUUUGUUCUGCUAGCCAUCCUCUCGGCGGCAUCCGGAUCGAGGACACUGCAGGGACAUACUCUUUACGACGAGGAGUUUAGAAAAGUGUUAGGCCUAAAGUUUGUCGCUGGUGGAGAGAGAAGCAUGGAAUUGCUUCAGGGCAUUCUAAUAUACUGCGCCUGGUACCCCUUCCACCUCCGCCCCAAGAACAAGCAAGCCUUCCAAUACUACCGAAUGGCUGGCGACCUCGUCCACGACCUCGACUUAGAGGAAGAAUCCCCCGAGCUCAUCACCACGCCGCCCGGCGCCAUGACGGCAACGCAGCUCGACCGUCUGCGCGCCUACCUGGGCUACUACUACGCCGUGUCAAAGUACGUCCUCGGCCACCCACAUACGCGGCCCUCCGUUGCUUACCAUCCCAGCUACAUGACGGCGUGGAAGAGGAUGGACCAGCUGGCUUGCCCCUGGACGCCCUGGACGGCUACGUGCUGCGAUGUGCUGCAGCGGUGCGCAGAGGCUGAUGGGGAUCUUGCGCUGUGUUAUCUUGCGAGGUUGGCGAGCUCGACCAACACGGCCAACAAAUCGAUUCGAGAUAAUAAUACGCAUUCGGCGCAGCAGGUUCAGUUGCUUUUGUUGGGACUCGAGGCUCAGCAUAGGGAACUGAAGGAGGCCAUGUUGCCUCAUAUAGCCCGGUCAGCGCCCGUAAGACUGGCAGAUCUCUUCUUCGACGUCUUUCUUCAAGGCGGCUCUGUGUUCUAUUUAACCCGCAAGAUCGCUCCCCCAGGUCUCGUCCACCCUCCUGCGUCCCGCCUCCGAAGCUGCGUCACCAACCUCCGUGUCUUGUUCGACUACCUCACCGACCUAGGACAGUCAGGCUUUAUGCCAUUCACCAGCGUCGACUGGACGAAAUUUGUCCUUGCCGUCAUUCUUGCUGUCCGCCUCUCGUUCCCCAUGUCCGAGGUCAAAGACUGGGAUCACGCCUGGGCGCGCGAGGAGUUGCGCUUCGAGGCCUUCCUCGAGACCAUGUGUGACGGAGCAGACCUGACGCCAGUGAGCACAAGGGUAGACGUCCUUUCCGCGGGACGCGUCGUCUUGCGUGUCGUAAAAGAAAAGUACGACAGACGGGUCGCCAUGCUCAACAUGACGGCCUCGCACGGGAAGGGACCCGGCCCGCAGGGGUGUCCAAUGUUUGACCGCAGCAUGGAGCCGUACAUUUCAGCGUGGGAUACGGGGUUCGACAUGAGCUCAGUGAUGCCACCGCUUCCGUCGCUGCAGCAGCAGCAGCAGCAGCAGGAGCAGAGCCAGCAGGAAGGACAGCAGGCUGUGUUCCAUGACCUGUGGGCGACCAUGACCAUGGGCUGGGCGAAUGACGGUCUGAUGGACGACCAGGAUAUCUAG